AUUGAACCAUCUCUAUCUUCUUUUAUUAAACAUAAAGUUUAUAUAAGAAGGUGAGAAAACUAUAUAUAAGAUGGUUCGAUUCACUAUGUUCUUGGUCUUUUCUUUCUGUUUAAUCACGAUUCAAGGAAUGCAAAUAAAAAGGCAAACUAAUUAUAUUACAUUGGGAUGUAUGGGAAAAAACGAUCCAGUAAAGUUUGAUGCAGUUAGUAGAGUAUGCGAGGAUUGCUUCGAAUUGUAUAGACAACCAGAAAUUAUUAGAGGAUGCAAGUCCAACUGUUUCAAAAAUUCGUAUUUCAACAAAUGUGUGGAAGCGUUAUUGAGAUCUGAUGAACUGGACGAACUUUUAGAAAUGGUAGAAGAAUUACACUCUUAAAGACAUGUGCUCUAGAACAAAAAUUGACUAUGCACGGGAUGUAUAUUAUUAUUUAUUACUAUUUUAUUUGAUUUAAUGGAUAAUUAAAGCAGGAUUACUUUCAA
Messenger RNA from Centruroides sculpturatus (bark scorpion), 477 nucleotides. RefSeq names its product crustacean hyperglycemic hormone-like. Gene Ontology annotation, molecular function: neuropeptide hormone activity. Bases 71 to 373 code for a protein of 100 amino acids. Lineage: Eukaryota; Metazoa; Arthropoda; Arachnida; Scorpiones; Buthidae. Gene Ontology annotation, cellular component: extracellular region. Gene Ontology annotation, biological process: circadian rhythm. The record is from RefSeq and is a predicted model, not a curated record. The transcript is spliced from 3 exons.